Messenger RNA from Entelurus aequoreus (snake pipefish), 1930 nucleotides. RefSeq names its product adaptor related protein complex 1 subunit mu 3 (gene ap1m3). The coding region runs from base 172 to 1443 and encodes 423 amino acids. NCBI's taxonomy places the organism in Eukaryota, Metazoa, Chordata, Actinopteri, Syngnathiformes, Syngnathidae. The record is from RefSeq and is a predicted model, not a curated record. The transcript has 12 exons. Gene Ontology annotation, cellular component: clathrin-coated vesicle; clathrin adaptor complex. Gene Ontology annotation, biological process: intracellular protein transport; vesicle-mediated transport. Gene Ontology annotation, molecular function: clathrin-cargo adaptor activity.
CGUGCGGAAGCGCUGCAAGACUGCUGCGGGCAGAGACAGUAGCAGAGCGAGAAGAAAGAUGAUGGGAGCUAAAAUCUUUUCACACAAGUGACCCAUUUUCUAGCGCAUAUCUUCGAGAAGCCUGGUUCUUGUUUUAGAUAUAUUUUUACAUUUUUUUUAAAAUCAACAACGAUGUCGGCGUCGGCGAUAUUUGUGCUGGACCUGAAGGGAAAGGUCUUGAUCUGCCGUAAUUACAUGGGAAACAUGGAUAUGAAUGAGAUUGACCACUUCAUGCCAAUGUUAUUGAAGCGGGAGGAAGAGGCAGAGAUGACUCCACUGGUUACCCAUGGCUCCUCGCACUUUCUGUGGAUCAAGCACAACAACCUUUACUUGGUAGCCAUGACCAAAAAGAAUGCGAAUGCUGCUCUGGUAUAUUCCUUCCUUUAUAGAAUUGUCCAGGUGUUUCAGGAGUACUUUAAGGAGCUGGAGGAGGAGAGUAUUCGUGACAACUUUGUGACUGUGUAUGAACUGAUGGACGAAGUAAUGGAUUUUGGAUUCCCACAAACAACUGACAGCAAGAUUCUUCAAGAAUACAUUACCCAGCAGGGUCACAAGCUUGAGGUUGGGGCUGUUAGGCCUCCCGCCACUGUGACCAAUGCUGUGUCUUGGCGAUCAGAGGGCAUCAAAUACAGAAAUAAUGAAGUUUUUAUGGAUGUCAUCGAGUCUGUAAAUCUACUGGUGAGUGCCUCUGGCACUGUCCUCCGAAGUGACAUAGUGGGUAGCAUCAAGCUCAAAGUGGUCCUUUCAGGAAUGCCUGAACUCAGACUGGGCCUCAAUGACAAAGUGCUGUUCGAAAUCACAGGGAGAGCCAAGACUAAAACCGUGGAGCUUGAGGACGUGAAGUUUCAUCAAUGUGUCCGUCUUUCGCGCUUCCAGAAUGACCGUACAAUUUCUUUCAUCCCCCCUGACGGCGAGAGCGAGCUCAUGUCCUACCGUCUUAACACAACAGUCAAGCCACUCAUAUGGAUCGAGAGCGUGAUAGAGAGGUUCUCCCACAGCCGUAUCGAGAUCAAGGUGAAGGCUAAGAGUCAGUUUAAGAGUCGGUCAACUGCCAACAACGUGUCUAUUUUGGUGCCGGUGCCCAAUGAUGCGGACUCACCAAAGUUCAAGACCAGCACGGGCAGUGCCAAGUGGUUACCGGAGAAGAAUGUGGUGCAGUGGAAUAUCAAAUCUUUUCCUGGUGGUAAGGAGUAUUUGAUGCGGGCACACUUUGGGCUACCCAGUGUGGAGUGUGAGGAGAUGGAGGGAAAAAGACCAAUCACUGUUAAUUUUGAAAUCCCCUAUUUUACAGUCUCUGGCCUUCAGGUGCGCUACCUGAAGAUUAUAGAGAAGAGUGGUUAUCAGGCCUUGCCUUGGGUGCGCUACAUCACACGAAGUGGAGAUUACCAGCUGCGGACAAACUAGAGGGUAAAGUUGCUGGAAGACGAAUGGCUCUCUGUGUGACUCCCAGGGUCUUACUGCAUGAACGGGACAGGAGAAAGGUCCCCUCUUCUCUUCUACCAAAAAAUUAUGGAAUUCCAAAAAAAAAAAAAGAUGUGCAAAUUUCAGAAUCUCCUGUUAUGCAAGCCCACAAAUGCCCACGGCAGAGUACGCUGGUUCUCAGAAGGAUAUCAUACUUUUUUAUAUUACAAGAGCAAAAGAUCAAAUACAUGUUUUUUUUAAAGAUUAUAAUAUUGCACAUUUUUGACUUUUUUAUGCCAAGAAAAACAAAUGACACAAUUUGAAUUUUAUACAUAAAAUGCCAACUAAUGUCAAUGUAUAAACACUUAGUAUUUGCAUAUUUUUAAACUCAGCAUAAAAAACAACUUUGGAAAGUCUUUUGUGGUUGUGCUUUAUCUUUGUCCUUGCAAUUUAUGUUUUCUGUUCUUAAAACUCCAUUACUUUCUGAGGC